AGAUGGCCAGCAUCAAUGCCGGGGCAGGUAGCUCCAUCUUCAUCUAUCCUGACGAUAGCGCUGGAGGAGACACUUGGUCAUUCCUAUGGUUUGGCAGCUCUUGUCGUCAUUGUGCCACAUCGCCCCCUAUACGUGUCUUUUGACGUGUCAGCCGGCGUUCUCGACACCACCACUCAACUCCUUAAGCUCACUAGUGAUCAUGAUGUUCAUAUCGCAGCAGUAGAGGUUGAAGUUGCCUGGACGUUGAUUGCAUCGCUGAUGCUGCUUGGACCAAAUUUUGUCCGCUCACAUCUACCUCAGCUACUGGUACUUUAG
Messenger RNA from Suillus fuscotomentosus, 315 nucleotides. RefSeq lists its product as uncharacterized. The annotation marks the transcript as partial. Gene Ontology annotation, biological process: intracellular protein localization; endocytosis; retrograde transport, endosome to Golgi. Gene Ontology annotation, cellular component: membrane; endocytic vesicle; Golgi apparatus. The record is from RefSeq and is a predicted model, not a curated record. The transcript has 2 exons. Lineage: Eukaryota; Fungi; Basidiomycota; Agaricomycetes; Boletales; Suillaceae.